Molecule: messenger RNA, 810 nt
Organism: Didymosphaeria variabile
Lineage: Eukaryota; Fungi; Ascomycota; Dothideomycetes; Pleosporales; Didymosphaeriaceae
Gene: TIP41
Product: Tap42 interacting protein
Exons: 2
Coding region: 1-810 (269 amino acids)
Biological process (GO): TOR signaling
Cellular component (GO): cytosol
Source: RefSeq, a predicted model, not a curated record
AUGUCGGCGCUCAACGGCGCACCGCCCGACACGACUGCCCCGGGUCACGCAGAUACAUCCGUCACCAAGGAUGGCUUCAAGAUCACCACGCGUAAGCUUCCAAUCUUGAAAGCCGGACCGAUCGACGAGAUGACGAAGAAGUUGGGAAUUGCGCCGCCAGAGAUGAUAUUCGGGGACAACUUCAUGCGCAUCGAGCAUACGCCCAGCGGCUGGCGCAUAGAUUUCAACGCCUUCGAUGCGCUGGAUCGCGUCGACAAGACGGGAGACUCUAUGCUGAAGGUGUCCUACUCGAAGGAGUGGCAGCAGAAUAGACAAAAGCAAUUCGAGGACAUCAAGGAGGUCGUCAAGCCCUUCGAUUGGUCCUAUAGCACCGACUACAAAGGCUCAACCCCAGAAACACCUGCCCUCCAACCCACCGAUGCCCCGAUACCGCUCGCUCUGCUCAAGCGCCCCGACCCGAUCCAAUUCUUCGACGACGUCAUGCUCUAUGAGGACGAGCUCGCGGACAAUGGUAUCGCCAUGUUCUCUUGCAAGGUUCGCGUCAUGCCUGCAAGGCUUCUGCUCCUAGCUCGUUUCUUCAUGCGGUUAGAUGAUGUGGUCUUUCGAAUACGAGACACCAGGGUUUUCGUCGAGUUUGCGACCGGGGAAGUGAUAAGAGAAUAUACUGCAAGAGAGGAGAAAUAUGAGACGGUGCGUAAGACACUUGCAGGUACUAGGGAGGAUGUGCUCGCUAUCAUGAGAGACCCAAAUCGCUUGGCCGAGUUCAUACCCGUGAUUGAGAAGUCUUCGGAUAGCAUUGUUUUGAAAUGA